This is a messenger RNA of Dichomitus squalens LYAD-421 SS1, 321 nucleotides long. RefSeq lists its product as uncharacterized. The transcript has 2 exons. Gene Ontology annotation, cellular component: mitochondrion. Bases 1 to 321 code for a protein of 106 amino acids. The record is from RefSeq and is a predicted model, not a curated record. Lineage: Eukaryota; Fungi; Basidiomycota; Agaricomycetes; Polyporales; Polyporaceae.
AUGGCCGCCAUCGCACCCGCACGACUCGCCGCGCUGACGCGCAUGCGGUGCGAAAUCUUCCAAACAGCCUAUAACCCCACCUCCGUCCGCACUGGCGCCAAAUACCUCCGUGCACGCCUGCGUGGCCCGUCCAUGAUCCAGUACUACCCCGACGAGCUCUCCGUCGCCCGGUUCAACCGCAUGGGCGGGGACUUCAAGAUUCAGGACUGGGACGAGUAUCAGCGCCUGUCGGACGUGGAGGAGAAGAAGAGGAGAGGAAAGGGCGCACCGAAGAAGGCCAAGUCACCAGCGGAGAGUCGGAGACAGUCCCGCAAGCGGUGA